Auxenochlorella protothecoides is the source of this 501-nucleotide messenger RNA. RefSeq lists its product as hypothetical. Lineage: Eukaryota; Viridiplantae; Chlorophyta; Trebouxiophyceae; Chlorellales; Chlorellaceae. The record is from RefSeq and is a predicted model, not a curated record. Bases 1 to 501 code for a protein of 166 amino acids. The transcript is spliced from 3 exons.
AUGGCCCUGCCUGCCAGCCAAUACUCCGUGCUGGAUGCCGAAACUGUGGAGCGCCUGGACGACGACACCUUCCUCUGCCAUGUGGCGGGCCUCACCUUCUUCAGCUUCGAGGUUCACCCUGUGCUGACAGUCUCCGUCAGCGUGGGCCCCACCGGCCCCACGGUGGACCUUCUGAAGACCGAGCUGCGGGGUUCCCGCACUGUGCGCGCCGCCAACGAGAGGUUCACUGCCCGGAUGAGGAACCGGGUCAGUUGGAAACCGGGCGAGGAGGAGGGGGCUCGUGUCCUCGUCAGCGACGUCGACCUCACGGUCACGCUGGAGCUCCCAGGCUGGUUCCCGCUACCCCGAGGCGCCGUCCAGGCGACAGGCGAGUGGUGCGGGAAUGCUGUGCUGGGGCGAGUUCUGGACGUGGCUCUCCCUCGAUUCCUGAAACAGCUCGAGAAAGACUACCAGCUGUGGGCGGAGGGAGCCCAUGAGGAGAGGAUUCUGGAUAUGGAGUAG